Nematolebias whitei (Rio pearlfish) is the source of this 2040-nucleotide messenger RNA. Its product is annotated as metabotropic glutamate receptor 7. The coding region runs from base 103 to 2040 and encodes 645 amino acids. The record is from RefSeq and is a predicted model, not a curated record. Gene Ontology annotation, molecular function: group III metabotropic glutamate receptor activity. Gene Ontology annotation, cellular component: membrane. Lineage: Eukaryota; Metazoa; Chordata; Actinopteri; Cyprinodontiformes; Rivulidae. Gene Ontology annotation, biological process: G protein-coupled glutamate receptor signaling pathway; regulation of synaptic transmission, glutamatergic. The transcript is spliced from 9 exons.
CCUCAGAUUAGCUAUGCCUCAACGGCCCCGGAGCUGAGCGACGACAGGCGCUACGACUUCUUCUCACGAGUGGUUCCUCCAGACUCCUUCCAGGCCCAGGCCAUGGUGGAUAUACUCCGAGCCCUAGACUGGACAUACGUCUCCACCGUCGCCUCAGAAGGCAGCUACGGGGAGAAGGGAGUGGAGGCUUUCACACAGCUCUCCAAGGAAGCAGGUGGAAUCUGCAUCGCCCAGUCUUUGAAAGUUCCCCACAACCCCAAGACGGAGGAUUACGACAAAAUCAUCCAGCAGCUGUUGGAAACGCACCACUCGCGGGCAGUCAUCAUCUUCGCCAGCGAAGAGAACAUACGAGGAGUUCUCAAUGCUACCAAGAGGGCCAACCAGGUGGGCCAUUUCCUGUGGAUUGGAUCCGACAGCUGGGGGUCCAAGAGCAGCCCGAUCCACCAGCUGGAGGAAGUGGCGGUGGGAGCGAUCACAAUUCUGCCCAAACGCUCCUCCAUUAAAGGAUUUGAUGAAUAUUUUACUGCACUCACCCUGGAGAACAAUCGCAGGAACGUGUGGUUUGCAGAGUUUUGGGAGGAAAACUUUGACUGCAGGCUGCUCAGUGCUUCAAAGCGAGAGGACACCAGCCGCAAAUGCACAGGUCAGGAGCGCAUCGGGAUAGACUCCAAGUACGAGCAGGAAGGGAAGGUGCAGUUUGUGAUUGACGCGGUGUACGCCAUGGCCCACGCGCUGCACAACAUGCACAGGGACUUAUGCCCCGACCAUCCUGGCGUUUGUCCACAAAUGGAGUCUGCAGAUGGAAAGACUCUGCUGAAGUACAUACGCAACACCAGCUUCAACGGCAGCGCCGGCACCUCCGUUGUGUUCAACAGGAACGGCGAUGCUCCGGGACGCUAUGACCUGUUCCAGAUCCAGCUGACUAACUCCUCCACCCCAGAAUACAAAGCGGUGGGACAGUGGGUGGAGAGCCUUCAGCUCAGGCUGGAGGAGCUUCAGUGGCCAGAUGGUGAGCAGGAGGUGCCCAUCUCGGUGUGUAGUCUACCCUGCAAAACCGGAGAGAGGAAAAAGAAAGUAAAGGGCAUGCCAUGCUGCUGGCACUGCGAGCUGUGUGAUGGUUACCAGUACCAGUACGACGAGACUUCCUGCAGAUUAUGUGCCUACGACAAGAGGCCCAAUUCCAACAGAACAGCCUGUCAGCCCAUCCCCAUCAUCAAGCUGGAGUGGCACUCACCUUGGGCAGUUAUCCCCGUCUUCCUGGCCAUGCUUGGUAUCAUCGCCACCAUCUUUGUGAUGGCAACAUUUGUGCGCUACAAUGACACACCCAUAGUGCGGGCAUCUGGCCGAGAGCUGAGCUACGUGCUGCUGACUGGCAUCUUUCUCUGCUACAUCAUCACUUUCCUCAUGAUCGCCAAGCCUGACGUGGCCGUCUGUGCCUUCAGGAGGAUCUUCCUGGGCCUAGGCAUGUGCAUCAGCUAUGCCGCCCUGCUCACCAAGACCAAUCGGAUCUAUCGCAUCUUCGAGCAGGGCAAGCAGACGGUCACGGCCCCUCGCUUCAUCAGUCCCACCUCACAGAUCGCCAUCACUUCCAGUUUAAUCUCUGUGCAGUUGCUGGGGGUGCUGGUGUGGUUUGCUGUCGACCCGCCAGACACGAUCAUUGACUACGAUGAGCAAAAGACCAUCAACCCCAUGCUGGCCCGUGGCGUGCUGAAGUGCGACAUCACGGACCUGCAAAUUAUCUGCUCGCUGGGCUACAGCAUCCUGUUGAUGGUGACCUGCACCAUCUAUGCCAUCAAGACAAGGGAUGUACCAGAAGACUUCAAUGAAGCCAAGCCCAUUGGCUUCACCAUGUACACCACUUGCAUAGUGUGGCUGGCCUUCAUCCCAAUUUUCUUUGGCACAGCCCAGUCGGCAGAGAAGAUGUGGAUCCACACUCACUCACUUACUCAUAUUGAGGGAAGUCAUGUGAAAACAGUGACAAAAGUUCACAUAGCAUCCACCCUGCCUCCUGUGUGCACCUGCUGGAGUCUGGCUGACUAA